CUGACAGCUGGUUCAGACAGGAGUUGUGUAGUCGGCCAGCUAAGAGAGGACCGGUUGAUGGACCAGGUUUCCCUCCGGAGGAUAUUCUACCGAAGCGGUUGAGGGGCAGGCUACCGGACCGAACCACCCGAAGCCACAGCGUCCCGGCCGGUCCUGCCAUGGACGAACAGGCGGGCCCCGGUGUCUUCUUCAACAACAGCGGUGGGAAUAUUAUUAAAGCUCCGCAGACUGGGGACGUCGGGGGCGGAGAGGCGGCCAGGGCUCAGUACAACAUCCCGGGGAUUUUACACUUUCUCCAGCACGAGUGGGGCCGCUACGAGGUGGAGAGGUCGCACUGGGAUGUCGAGCGGGCCGAGCUGCAGGCUCAGAUCGCCUUCCUGCAGGGGGAGAGGCGCGGCCAGGAGAACCUGAAGAAAGACCUGGUGAGACGGAUCAAGAUGCUCGAGUACGCCCUCAAACAGGAGAGGGCGAAGUUUCAUAAACUGAAGUAUGGAACCGAGCUGACCCAGGGAGAGAUCAGAGCUCCGAGUUAUGACUCAGAUGAUGGGAACGACAGUGAGGCUCCCAGUCCUCCCAACAGCAGCCAUCAGCUCAGCUGGAAACAAGGACGCCAGCUGCUCAGACAGUACCUGCAGGAGGUGGGUUACACCGACACCAUCCUGGAUGUGAAGUCUCAGCGAGUGCGAGCGCUGCUCGGUCUGACCGGAGACUCCGGAGACGGACCUUCGGAGCGGAGAGACGAGCUGAUGGUCAAUGGCACGGAGACGUCCUCCCCGAGGGACAGCGCCAUGCUCAGUAAACCGGAGAUGUCGGACUCGGCCGGCGUGCUGGAGGCCUUUAAGUUCAUAGAGAGCGCCGCGGCAGAGUUCAGCGAUGAAGACGAGGACGAGGACAGCCAAGGACGGGACAGGACCGUCUUAGACGUGGCGACGAUGGUGAGGAAGAAACUGCCGUCCACGGCGUCUUCGUCAGCGUCGGAGCUCAGCGACGACCCCGACACGGAGGAGGCUCUGAAGGGUUUCGACUUCUUGGCGAGUCCCGACGAGAUGGACGGCUCGCCGGAGUAUCGGAGCGGCGAGGACAGCGGCGAGUGGGAGAAGGAUGACCCAUCCCCUGGGGGGGAACUGUCCUGGGACGUGGACCAGGGACUGAUCGCCCAGCUCAAGGAGCAGUACAGGAAGGAACGCAAGGGCAAGAAGGGGGUGAAGAGACCGAACCGGUCCAAGCUGCAGGACAUGCUGGCUAACCUGCGGGACGCCGAGGAGCUUCCCUCCAUGCAGCCGCCCGUAACGCCCCCGUCCCGCCCGGCGGUCCCCAGACUCAAUGAGAAUGAACUGGGACGCCCCGAAGACGAAGCGAUGACCUUCCUGGCGUCGUCGGGGAAGUCCUUCAUCCUGGGCCGGGUGGACGAGGCGGUCUCUAACGAGCUGGGUCUGGGAGAACUGGCCGGGCUCACGGUGGCCAACGAGGCCGACAGCCUGGCGUACGACAUCUCCAGCAGCCAGGAUGCCCUGAGGAAGACCUGGAACCCUAAGUUCACCCUGCGGAGCCACUUUGACUCGGUGCGGAGCCUGGCCUUCCACCCGGUGGAGCCGAUCCUCGUCACCGCCUCCGAGGAUCAGACCCUCAAACUGUGGAACCUGCAGAAGACCGCGCCCGCCAAGAAGUGUGCUGCUUUGGACGUGGAGCCCAUCUACACAUUCAGAGCUCACAGCGGCGCGGUGCUGUGCGUCACCAUGAGCUCCAGCGGCGAGCAGUGCUUCAGCGGCGGCGUGGACUCUACCAUCCAGAGCUGGAACACCCCCAACCCCAACAUCGACCCCUACGACUCAUAUGAGCCCUGUGUCCUGCGUGGGCCUCUGUGUGGUCACACAGACUCGGUGUGGGGUCUGGUCUACAGCUCGGCCCACCAGCGCCUCCUCUCCUGCUCCGCCGACGGGACGGUCCGGCUGUGGGACGCCGCAGACACCUCGCCAUCGCUCGCUGUCUUCAACCACAGAGGAGAGCUAGGAGUCCCGACCUCGGUGGACCUGGUCCGGAGUGAGUCUGACCACAUGGUGGCCUCUUUCAGCAGUGGCCACAUCGGCCUCUUCAACAUGGAGACGCAGCAGCUGGUCCUGAAGCUGGACUCGGCCGGACCGCCAGAAGCUCCCUGCCAGAUCAACAAAGUGCUGAGUCAUCCCACGCUGCCGAUCACCAUCACAGCCCAGGAGGACCGGCACAUCCAGUUCUUCGAUAACAACACAGGUAAAGUGAUCCACUCGAUGGUGGCCCACCUGGACUCUGUCACGUGUCUGGCCGUGGAUCCCAACGGACUCUACCUCAUGUCAGGAAGUCAUGACUGCUCCAUCCGUCUGUGGAACAUGGAGAGUAAGACCUGCAUCCAGGAGUUCACGGCUCACCGUAAGAAGUCGGAGGAGUCCAUCCACGACGUGGCCUUCCACCCCACCAAGAGCUACAUCGGCAGCGCCGGCGCCGACGCGCUCGCCAAGGUCUUCGUAUGACAACCAACCAGCCAGGGAGGGGUCCUGGG
Perca flavescens (yellow perch) is the source of this 2533-nucleotide messenger RNA. RefSeq names its product striatin. Lineage: Eukaryota; Metazoa; Chordata; Actinopteri; Perciformes; Percidae. Bases 159 to 2504 code for a protein of 781 amino acids. The record is from RefSeq and is a predicted model, not a curated record. Gene Ontology annotation, molecular function: calmodulin binding; protein-containing complex binding; armadillo repeat domain binding. The transcript has 18 exons. Gene Ontology annotation, cellular component: dendrite.